CGACAAGAUUCACGCUGGUUUUGAAUGCAUCUGCUGGUUCUGCGAUACUGUCACCCUUCGUGUACUGUGUAGUCAGCAGCAACCUCGUGCUGUUGUGGAAAUUUGUGUGUAAUAUUCUCCAGACUGUAGAACUGAAGCGAUGGACCAGGAGCCAACUAAGUGGAUAAAAAAAGAUGAAACUGAAGUAGUACAAACUGAGUUACACUUCAUAGGCCAAGAUUAUCCAUGCAGCAUGAAUGUAAAAGAAGAGUUGGAGGAGGGUGUGAAUAAAGAGUUUCUUGAAGACCCAUUAAAGGCUGGCGACCCUAGUGUUUGCAUAAAGCAAGACCCCGAACUGAAACACCAUGCUGCUGGAUCUGAGCAUAAUUCUGUUGAAGAUCCAUUGGGAAUAUCUUUGUCCACUGAUUUUAUUAAGGAGGAUCCUGAAUUAAAUAUAACUGAGAAUACUGUGGAAACCUCAACAAGAUGUGCAUCUGAUAGUGCAAGAUUUACUCAGACUACUGGUGGGAGGUGCAGCAUAUCAUGUGAAGAACCUUGUCACCAUAGACUGGUCCAGGAUGAGUUGGUGAUGGACAUGGAGAAGUCAACACAUGGGUUCAGUACCAAUACAGAAGAUAUGACUAUUGAUAAGGAAUGCUCAGUUGCCACCCAAUAUGACUGUAGUACGAGGGAAAAGGAAUUACAUGUAUAUAGCUGUAAUUUCUGCCAACAGAGCUUUUCUUCAAAAUACAGACUCAUAAUGCAUGUGUUUACGCACAUUGGUGGAACGCAACCACCUUCGUAUGUUUGUAAGUGGUGUGGUGAGGUAUUUCACUGUAAUGUUGGCUUGAAAAAGCAUAUGAGAAUGAGUGAGAAUUGUCGAGUUUUAACUGCAGACAGUCAUGAAAAAUAUGGACAUAGUGAUGAGCAUCAAACCACUACCUCGUUGGAUAGCAAGGCAGAAGUUUCUGUCACAGAACACAAUGACCAGUCUUCAUGUAAGGAAACUUGGAAAGAUUCAAAGAAGCCCUCUAAUGACAUAUGUAACACACAUAUGACAAAUGAUAGAGAGAAAACAAGUUAUUAUGGAACUUCGUCUAUAGCUGUUAAUGUCAGUGCCCAGGCUGAUCUACGUAAUGCAAACAGAACUCACAGAUGUGGUAUUUGUGGCAAAUUGUUUGCUAGGUCUGGUGAUUUCAAUAGACAUGUUUCCAUUCAUACUGGGAAAAGACUUCACAAAUGUGAUAUUUGUGAGAAAUGGUUUGCCCAGUCACGUUAUCUAAAGGCUCACACAUUAAUUCACACUAGGAAGAAACCUUACAUGUGCGAGAUUUGUGGGAAAUCUUUUAUUAUGAUAGGUGACUUCAAGAAACACACAUUAAUUCACACUGGAAAUGAACCUCACAAAUGUGAGAUUUGUGGGAAAUCUUUUACUAAGUUAGAUAAUCUCAAGCAACACUCAUUAAUUCACACUGGAAAGAAACCUCACAAAUGUGAGAUUUGUGGGAAAUCUUUUGCUGCGUCAGGCGCUCUCAAAAAACAUUCAUUAAUUCACACUGGAAAUAAACCACAUAAAUCUAAUGUGUGUGCAGUAACUGUGGAGCUUGCAUUAACAGCUUUGCAUGCUGUAAUGCAGGAAGAAGCAGAUGGAGAGAAAGAAGAGUAG
Messenger RNA from Schistocerca americana (American grasshopper), 1645 nucleotides. RefSeq names its product zinc finger protein 227-like. Lineage: Eukaryota; Metazoa; Arthropoda; Insecta; Orthoptera; Acrididae. Gene Ontology annotation, cellular component: nucleus. The transcript has 9 exons. Gene Ontology annotation, biological process: regulation of transcription by RNA polymerase II. The record is from RefSeq and is a predicted model, not a curated record. Gene Ontology annotation, molecular function: RNA polymerase II cis-regulatory region sequence-specific DNA binding; DNA-binding transcription factor activity, RNA polymerase II-specific. Bases 140 to 1645 code for a protein of 501 amino acids.